GCGCUCCCAGUGUUCCUUCCAUAACGACCAUGGCGGCAAGUGUGCCCACUGACCUUCUUAUCUCUCAACUGGGUCUUCAAACCCAUCCUGCAGGCGGUUACUUCUUAGAAACAGACCGACAGAAAACUGAGAUCGCCUCUCCAUUUCGACCUGAUGCAGCUCAGAGAUCACUUGCGACGACCAUCUAUUAUCUCUUAACGAAGGACAGCCCGACGGGUAUCAUUUUGAGAACCAAAGCUGUCUCGUACCACAUUCACCACCAAGGGCGGAUGGAAUACACCCUCAUCACACCCGGAAGUCCUCUCAAGAUCGAGAAGAAAAUUCUAGGCACCGACACCGCCAACGGCGAAUCCAGACUGAUCGUCGUAGACCCCGGAGUAUGGAAGUUUGCGAGACUUUUGCCAGAGGACCUAAAGGACGAAGCGAGGGCGAAGGAGGGAUGUCUGAUGACGAUGCUUCUUGUUCCUGGUUUUGACUUUGAGGACCAUGAGUUUCUGACGGCCGAGGGUCUUGAAUCGCUGUUUGGGGGUGGUGCCCAGGGUGGGAAAGAGUAUAUACAAGCGUUUUCUGACCAUGUAUGGAAAAAUUGAAAUGAAAGCGACUUUUUCUG
Marasmius oreades (fairy-ring Marasmius) is the source of this 610-nucleotide messenger RNA. RefSeq lists its product as uncharacterized. The transcript has 4 exons. Gene Ontology annotation, cellular component: intracellular anatomical structure. The record is from RefSeq and is a predicted model, not a curated record. Lineage: Eukaryota; Fungi; Basidiomycota; Agaricomycetes; Agaricales; Marasmiaceae. Bases 30 to 590 code for a protein of 186 amino acids.